This is a messenger RNA of Hypanus sabinus (Atlantic stingray), 13365 nucleotides long. It is a transcript of the gene sdk1a, whose product is annotated as sidekick cell adhesion molecule 1a. The record is from RefSeq and is a predicted model, not a curated record. The coding region runs from base 971 to 7939 and encodes 2322 amino acids. The transcript has 45 exons. Lineage: Eukaryota; Metazoa; Chordata; Chondrichthyes; Myliobatiformes; Dasyatidae. Gene Ontology annotation, molecular function: protein binding.
GCGAAGGAGUUUGUCUGGCGAGAGCGAAAGCGGCCGGGAAGGAAAAAUUAGAAACUUCCGUUACAAAUGCUUUACAUCAACAUGAAAGCGAGGAGGGAAGUAAACAGCAAGGAUUUAUCUGCAGAAUUUAAUGUUUUCUAGUCUCCAGGGGUUCAAAGUUUUCGGAAUUUAGGUCCCCCUCCCCUAAAAGCAUGUUGGAUGUGUUUUUAUAUCUGUGCGUGUGGGGUGCUACGUCCUUAGUACCGUUCAAAGCACUAACUGAAUGAUAAAACUUUGUCAACUGCAGGCGUGACGGCGGGGUGAAGGAUUUGCUCAAAGUUGGGAGUUACUCCAAGUGUGGAGAUGAAACUUUUGAGGUCGAGAUUGAGUACUGUUGGAUCUCAUUAAGAUUUCGGAAUUUUACUUAUAGCACCACACUAUUAAGGGAACAAGCAAACUUUCCUCGGAAAUAUAAACACGUUUUGUUUAAAAAAAAAAGCGCCCAGAUGGUUGGAGUUAAUUAUCAAACCCGGAGUUAAACGCGGGAGUUAAGUUCAAAGGGAUUAAUUAUUACUGUCUGGAAUUCCCCAGCUUCGGAUCAGAAGGUGUCAGAGGAAUUACGAAAACAGAUUUGGGAAGCAAACGCGCCCCAUUUCUACCUCUUUCCCCUGUGUCGGGGCGAAGGAGGUCGGAAGAGGGUAUCGCGGUGGCCGUUCAGGAAAUCAGGACUUUGGAGAGGGAUCCGAACGCUGACCGGAGAGGUGCUAAAUCAUUAAUCUCCAGGCGGCAAAGGAUUAAACCAAUCCCGAUCCUCCUCCCCAUCGCAACCGGGCAAAAGAAAAUACCAAGCAGCAGAUCUGAGGUGGCGUUGAUUUCUUUUUGAAAAGAUACGUUGGUUUGGGAGGAGGGAUCGGCAAUUGAAAGAGUUAAUACCAAAGCAUAAUCAAUUGCAAGAGAGCGAUCUCACUGCACUAAUCGAGGAUAUCAACAGAUGAUGGGAGACGCGAGUUCUGGACUGAUCGAUAACCGGGUGACCGCAGUGUUAGUUGUGGACGGUGGUUGCCCAGAGGUAAUCGUUACAUCAGGGGCUGAAACCCCGGGCCAGGACGAGCUGAUCGGUCAUUCGAGCGGGGAAACCAGGAAGAGGACACCGCACUCUGAGGCUCCGAGCCAUAAACUAAUUGUAAGACCAGCGACAUUUGUAAUCAAUCAUUCGAAGGAUCGAUGCCAAAGCACAUUUGUGCAAGGUCCGAUUGGGACCUUUCACCUAAGAGGAGCCGAUGAACACGGUUCGGCUCAGCGCCCGCAUUCAGCCCGUACUCAGGUUAUCGGAAUUGCCAAAGAAAACGAGAGUACGGACAGUGCAAUCAGUAACCAAAGAGAAAUAAAGCGAGGGCCUUGUUUGAGAGCUGUAAUCAAUAAUCAGGUGAUUGGGAUCCCAAGUGGUGGUGGCAUCGGAACGAUCAUGGAACCGAAAUCGGGAAAAUUAAAAAACACGGCCAGAUUUGCCAGUGCGGGAAGAAACUUUAAUAUGUUUGGAUGUUUUGGGAGAUUGUGGACAUUUGUGCUGUUUCAUAUCCACGUGCUACAGACCCUUGCGCAAGAAGAUGUUCCGCCUUAUUUUAAGACGGAGCCAGGGCCGCCACAAGUUCAUCUUGAGGGAAAUCGUUUGGUCUUAACUUGCCUAGCGGAAGGAAGUUGGCCACUUGAGUUCAAGUGGUUCCGAAAUGGUACAGCGAUCACGGAGUUUUCAAGGGAAUACAGGUAUGUAAUCCCAUCACUCCAACGAUCGGACACUGGGUUUUACCAGUGUGUCGUCCGGAACAGGCGGGGAGCACUUAUGCAGAGGAAGACAGAAGUACAUGUAGCAUACAUGAGGAACUUUGAAGGAGCGGAUCGACAUAUUGUAAUAACACAAGGCCAGGCAGCAGUUCUAAAACCUCCGAAUCUCAGCAGUUAUCCACAGCCGCAAGUGACGUGGUUUCGCGAUGGCCAAAAGAUUAUCCCUAGCAAGAGAAUUGCGAUUACACUUGACAAUCAUCUAGUACUGCUUUCAACGGCCGCAGCAGACACAGGAAAAUACUAUGUACAAGCAGUCAAUGAAAAGAAUGGGGAAAAUAAGACGAGUCCAUUUAUCUCCCUGACCAUUUCAAAUACUGCAGAUCGAGCUGGCCCUAUGGCACCCAAAAUUGUCGUCACUCCAAAAGACACCAGUGUAGUGGCUGGUACAAGUGAGGUCACUCUUGAAUGCAUUGCAAGUGCAAGGCCUUUGGAUAGACUGAAUAUUACCUGGAAACAAAAUGGUGUGAUACUGAAAAGUGGGAUCAAUGUUUUUGGAAGACGUUUGAUGAUCUUGAAUCCAACCUCAACCAGUGCUGGAAAGUAUGAGUGUGAGGCCACCCUGCAGAGCAGCAGUGUUCCACCUGUCCGUGCUUAUGCCUAUGUGUCCAUUAUAGAACCACCAUAUUUCACUGAAGAGCCCAACAGAUGGAUUCAGGGUGAAGUAGAUAAAACUGUUGAUAUCCCGUGUCGGGCUAUGGGUAUUCCUUUACCCAGUCUUGAGUGGUACAAAGAUUCAGUUCCAGUAGUCACGUUGAACAACAGCAGAUACAAGGAGAUGGUAAGCGGGACCUUGCAGAUCCAGAGGCUGGUCCCUGAAGAUUCUGGAAUAUUCCAGUGCUUUGCACGGAAUGAAGCAGGAGAUAUUCAAAUACCUUCCUAUCUCACCGUUACCAAUAUUGCACCUUUCUUCAUCAGAGCCCCAACAGACACUGCUGUAACCGAUGGAGCAGCUGUGGUUUUACACUGUGAAGCUUCAGGGGCACCUAAACCUGGCAUUAUAUGGACAAAUGGUGAUAAGGUUUUAGCAAGUGGUUCGGUACAAAUUCCACGGUUUGUACUUCAGGAAUCGGGUGGGCUGUUGAUCAAACCAGCCCAUGUUGAAGAUGCAACAACGUAUACCUGCUUGGCAAUGAAUUCCAAGGGAGCAGUGAAUGCAUCGGCCAACCUCACAGUGUGGACACGCACCUUCAUUUCAGUCCCACCUAAAGACCGCAGUGUAAUCAAAGGAACAACAGCUGAAUUGAUGUGUGGAGCAACCCAUGACCCCAGAGUCACAAUUCGAUUUGUUUGGAAAAAGAAUGGUAAAAUUAUCGAUACAAGUACUGCACCCAGAAUUACUUUAAGGCAAAGUGGCUCACUUCAUAUUAGCCAGACUUGGUCAGGUGAUAUUGGCGACUACACCUGUGAAGUUUUGUCAGUAGGAGGGAAUGACUUUAGAAGUGCUCGCCUGGAAGUCAUUGAACUCCCACAUCCACCCAGGAACCUGCAGGCGACAUUGAAUGCUUCAAAAAGCCGGACAGUGGAUUUAUCAUGGACUCGACCUUUCGAUGGAAACAGCCCUAUUCUGCACUACAUUGUGGAGUUAUCUGAGAACAAUUCUCCAUGGAAGGUACAGUUAUCGAAUAUUAAUCCUGAUGUUGUGCACAUUACUGUGAAUGGAUUGACAUCAGCUCGCUCGUACCAGUUCCGGAUCUGUGCAGUGAAUCAGCUGGGGAAAGGGCAGUAUAGUACCGAAACCAACAGGUUGCUAUUACCAGAAGAACCACCGAGUGCCCCUCCACAGAACAUUAUGGCCAGUGGUCGAACAAAUCAAUCCAUAAUGGUGCAGUGGCAGCCUCCUCCAGAGCAAGAGGUCAACGGGGUGCUCAAAGGUUACAUUCUCAGAUAUCGACUUGCAGGUCUUCCGAGUGGAUACCAGAUGAAGAACAUCACGAGCCCUGAGAUAACCUACUGCCUACUUAAAGACCUCAUCAUUUGGACCCAGUACGAAAUUCAAGUUGCAGCAUAUAACAGUGCUGGUCUUGGUGCAUACAGCAGAGCAGUAACAGAAUACACAUUACAGGGAGUCCCAACAGCACCCCCUCAGAAUGUAGAAGUGGAAGCUGUAAACUCCACCACCAUCAAGUUUACGUGGGAUCCUCCCCCUCAGCAGUUCAUAAAUGGCAUCAACCAAGGCUACAAGCUCUUUACUAGGAUUGCGGACCCACCAAAUACAGUUGCAAUGAUGACAAUCACCCCUGAUUUCCACGGAACGCGCCAUGAAGCCCUAAUUACCGGCCUCAAGAAGUUCACAAAAUACAACACAUCUGUACUGUGUUUUACAACACCAGGCAAUGGUCCCGAAAGCCCACCCAAGUUGAUUCAAACUCAUGAAGACAGACCAGGACCCAUAGGGCACUUGAUGUUUUCUGAAAUCCUUGAUACCUCUUUGAAAGUCAGCUGGCAAGAACCACAGGAGAAAAACGGGAUCCUCACAGGUUACCAGGUUUCGUGGGAGGUGCUUAAUAGAAACGAUAGUCGUGUGAGCCACAAAUUGUCAAACACAACUCUAGAAUACAAGAUAACAGGACUGACUUCCCUAACUACAUACACCAUUGAGGUGGCAGCCAUGACAGCAGCUGGAAGUGGAGCAGUAACGCCAUCCUCCAUCUCAUCUGGAGUGCCUCCAGAGCUCCCGGGUGCACCAUCUAAUCUUGUGAUCUCCAAUAUCAGUCCCCGAUCAGCCAUGUUGCAGUUCCAGCCAGGGUUUGAUGGAAAAACAACCAUCUCAAAGUGGAUAGUGGAAGGACAGAUUGGAGUGAUUGGAGAGGAUGAAGAAUGGGUUUUGCUUUAUGAGGUGGAGAAUGAACCAGAUGCCCAGAUGUUAGAAAUCCCUAAAUUGAUUCCUUAUACAUACUACAGGUUUCGAAUAAAGCAGAUGAACAUUGUGGGCUCCAGUCCUGUAAGUUGGCCUUCCCGUGUAAUUCAAACUCUGCAGGCUCCACCCGAUAUAGCACCAGCAAGCAUCACGGUGCGAACUGCAAGUGAGACAAGUCUAUGGGUCCGUUGGGUGCCUCUUCCGGAGUCUGAGUACAAUGGUAACCCGGAGUCAGUUGGAUACAGAAUUAGGUAUUGGAGACUGGAUGGUCAGGGCACGCCUGCAACUCAGAUCAUUAAUGAUCGUCUGGAGAGGGAAAUCACCAUCGAGAAUCUGGAGGAAUGGACCAACUAUAUGUUUCAGAUCCAGGCUUUUAAUGCUAUUGGAUCAGGGCCCUGGAGCAGUCAAGUUCAAGGAUGCACUAGAGAGUCAGUUCCAUCAGCUGCUCCAGGAAAUGCUACAGCAGAGGCUGUGAGUCCUACACAGAUCCUGGUUAUGUGGGGACCAGUUCCAGAAUCAGAUCAAAAUGGACUUAUACUAGGAUACAAGAUCCUGUACCAAGAGAAAGGUUCUGAAUCUACACAAACGCAUCUAGUGAAAGGAAAUUUUACACACUCUGUUGUCUUAAACGGUCUGAGGAAAUACACUCAAUAUGAGAUUCAAGUUUUGGCAUUUACCAGGAUUGGGGAUGGAGUACCAUGUUUCCCAGCUCUAAUGGAGAGGACAAAAGAUGAUGUUCCAGGUCCUCCCAUAAAGCUGAUAUUCCCGGAAGUCCAGUUAAGUUCAGUGAGGGUAGUCUGGCAGACACCAGAGAACCCAAAUGGUAUUAUUCUAGGUUACAGAAUAGCUUACCAUUUGGCAAAAGACCCAAGUAAAUGCUUCAACAUAGAAGUCAGUUCCAAUGCCCGCCAAUAUUGGGCAACCAAUCUGAACGCUGAAUUAUGGUAUGUUUUUUGUGUAUCCGCGAAGACACGUCGGGGCUGGGGGGAGCCGGUGGAGGCAGCAGUGAAGACUACACAAACGAGAGAUCGCCCACAGCCAGUUACCAACCUGAAAGUACCACAGUCUGAGGUUCACAGUCGCAGCCUACUGUUGCAGUGGAAACCUGGAAAUUAUAGUUCAUCACCAGUGCGCUACUUUACAGUACAAACUAAAGAAUACCCUAGCUUGGAAUGGCAAACACACACCUCUUCCAUCAACUAUGAUGCUACGUCAUACAUGAUAGAACGUUUGAAGCCGUAUACUACUUAUCAACUACGAAUGAUGGCAACUAAUGACAUUGGAGAUAGUACUUUUAGUGAGGAAACGGAGCCAGUGAUGACACGCCAAGAUUUGCCCAGUGAGCCACCAAUUAUUCUGUCUGUGAUUCCAUGUACAACUACCUCAGUCCAUGUUCAUUGGCAGCCACCAAAGGAAGAAAGUUUAAAUGGCAUACUGAUGGGAUUCCGCAUCUACUACAGAGAACUUACAUAUGACCACGUACCAGGAUUCUAUACGCAACCCAUCGGGGAACCUUCUGCUCUGCAGGGAGAGUUAACAUCUGAGAGCAGCUUCAAGACAAUCAACAGCUCCACGGUAACCGAAUUCGAGCUAACACAACUGAGGAAAUACACAAGAUAUGAAAUCUUAAUGAAAGCAUUUAAUGUGGCGGGUGAGAGUCCUGCCAGCAGUCCUAAAGAGGUCUAUGUGGGAGAAGCAGUUCCUACAAGAGGUCCUCAGGGUGUAAGUGUACGACCCCUCACAGCAGCCCAACUGGAAGUUACAUGGCAUCCACCUCCAGUCGAGGCACAGAAUGGGAAAAUACAGGGUUACAAGAUCUAUUACUGGGAGCAACAGAACCAAAAUGAUACAGAAAAGAUGAGGAUCCUCUUCCUCCCAGAGAACACCAUCCGACUGAAAAACCUGACAAGCUACACCUUGUACGCAGUUAGUGUGUCAGCAUUUAAUGCUGCAGGGGAUGGGCCAAGGAGUGAACCUGCUGAAGGAAGAACACAACAGGCUGCUCCAAGUGCUCCCAGUUUCAUUACAUUUACAGAAGUUACAAGCACUACAUUGAAAGUGUUGUGGGGAGAGCCGGCUAUGCCCAAUGGAGUCCUCAGGGGAUACAGACUGAUCUACGAGCCACUGGAAGCUGUACAAGGUGUGAGUAAAGUGGUGACAGUUGAUCUUCGAGGCAACAAUCAGCGGUGGCUGAAGGUUCGGGAUCUGUUUAAAGGAAUACCAUACUGCUUCCAUGUCCAAGCCAAAACCUAUACCUUUGGCCCUGAGAUUAAGGCUAAUAUUACUCCCGGUCCAGAAGAAGGUUCCCCAGGUCCUCCUCUAAACCCCUCCGUUAGUGAAACUGCAUCUGCCGUCACGAUCCACUGGACACCAGGUAUGCCUGGAGCAGGACCAAUAAAGGGUUAUAUAAUCGAGGCAAGACCCUCAGAUGAAGGAUUGUGGGAUACGUUUGAGAAAGAUAUCCCAAGUGAUGCAACAUCACAUGCGAUUAACCGAGAUAAGCUAAGACAAGGAGUGAGCUAUGAAUUUCGGAUCAUUGCAGCCAAUCAGUUUGGAUAUGGUGAACCAAGUACACCAACCAUUGUGAGAUCAGCUCAGGUGGGAAAUCCUCCAUUUUACGAAGAAUGGUGGUUCCUGAUAGUGAUGGCACUCUGCAGCCUCAUUCUCAUUCUUCUCAUGGUGUUUGGACUAAUCCUUCAUGGACAGAACAAGAAGUACAAGAACAAUAAUGGUAAAAAUUGUUCGAAUGUGGAAGAAACUCUCACCUUGGAUAAUGGAGGGUUUACUGCCUUGGAGCUAAAUAGCAGACAUUUGACUGUCAAGAGCAAUUUCUGUAAGAAAAAUGGCACCAGGUUUCCACCAAGGCCAAGCCCAGGAGGGUUACGCUAUUCCGAUGAGGAUUUAUGUAACAACUACAAUGGGAUAAUGCUGACAGAGAGUACCACUUUAACAGAGAAGCCUACUGAAAUGUCAGGGUCAGAGGCAACGGACAGUGAAUAUGAAGGUGAAUUACCAAAAAGCACACACUCAUUUGUGAACCACUAUAUGAGUGAUCCCACCUACUACAACUCAUGGAAGAGGCAGCCAAGGGGGCUUCCUCGAGCUUCAGCUUACACUUAUGAAGAAUGCACAGACGGCGAGCAGGAGCCGUACUAUCCAACAGUGAUCACAACGCAGAGUUCAGGCGGUGCGUACGUGCCCACAGGUCAGCCUGCUUCUGGCUCAAGGACUCCUGUGACUGGAUUCUCUUCCUUUGUGUGAUAUUUCAUUCUGAACAGCAUAAGACAAUUUCUCCACUGAUGGACCACCGUGCCAGCUGAAAUGACUCAUAGUUACAGAUGAGAGAAAACUGUCUAAUGGAACUUGUCAUCUCCAAAGCUGCCUAAAAAGUGCCUUUUACAUGUUGGUAAUUUCAUUAUACCGAUAUAGCAGUGGUGUAGUGACGUUCAGUAAAGUUGGUGUCCCAUUCAUUUGAAUGUGACAUUCACUGGUUUCUUUUGAUAGUAUUUUGUUUUAAAAAUAUGCUCCUGCAUCAUGUCUUUGUGUUCCCCCCAUCUUGGAAGCGUUAAAAUUUGUUUCAAAACAUAUGUUUUAAGCUUGGUGUGAAACUAGCCCAGACAAACUAAAGUUAAGGCUCCUUUGGCCAAGGGACAAAGAACAGCGUGAGGCUGUCCGGGAGUCCACUAAAAGGCAGAAAUUGAGCAGAGUCACUUCCUGCUGUGGUAAAAUACGGGAGUUGCUGAUGUCACCACUGCAUGAAAGGGCAUGUUUCAGGCAGCUUUUAUCAUUGCCUUCUAAUUUCAUCACAGCUUCAGUACUGGGUUCCUCAACUGUGAAAACAAGUCAGGCCUACAGGAACAUCACCACCAGCUGAAAAAGGGGCAAAAGUCUUCAUGAUUUUCAAACUUAGAAAACAGCAUCUGAAGAUGCUCCCCCAAUUAUUUAGAAAGUAUAAGUAGUAAUGAAGAGAUUGGCUGUUCAAGGUUUCAUAUAAAGUUUCAGAAAUGGAAAACACAAAAAUUAGCAGCCAUCAAUCCAGUUUGAAUUCUGGGAAGUUGAGAGGUUACAAGCUCUUAAAGUGAGUUUCCUUAAUAAUUGCACUUAAUUCAGCUCCAUUUAUAUUCUCAGGAUAAAAAGAGCUUAAUGACCUGUAGAUGUUGCCCAUUUAACCAUUUAUCUGUGUACUUGCCAACACUAACCAUCUUUUGCCUUUUAUUUUAUUGUAUGAUUUUUUUUUCAGUUUGUUUACUUGAGUACUGUCUAUGUAUCACAGCUGUACAUGGGAUCUAAAGGCAUCGUGGUUAGUUUGCUAGACCAGCAGCUGACAUUCUGCACUAUUGAUCCAAAGGCACAAGUUGAAUCUCUCAAUAGCAGAUGGAGAAUUUAAAUUCAAGUAAUUAAGUAAAUGUGAAAUAAAAAUAAAACCUGUCUAAUGGUAAGCAUGAAACUACUGGAUAGCCUCAGUACCUGAAAUCAUUCUUCCACUUCAGAUGGAUUUGGAGCAUCUGCAGAAUAGACAACAACCCACAGUACUCAUGCUUAAGAAGCGAAGAGAGUAGAAGAAAUAGCUACAAAGGGGAAUGGUGAUGAAGGAAAAGAAAUGGAAAAUUGAUAGCCACAUUUAAAUUCUGUGUACAAAUACCAGUUAAAACUUCACUCAAUUGUUUUUGAACAAGUAAAAACAGUAAAUGCUGGACACACCCAGCACAUGAGGCAGCACCAGUAGAGAGUGAAAUUGUUGAUGUUUCAGGUCUGGAACCAUUUGCAGAACUUCGCUCUUUCUCUAAAAUGAAAUAAAUAUUCUGAAUUUACUGUAAUUUUAAAAUUUGACAGAGUGUCCCAGCACUGAAACAUUAUCUUUUUUCCUUUUUCCACACCCACAGGAGCUGCCUGACCUGCUAAGUAUUUCCAGCAUUUUCUGUUUGCUUGUCCUCGAGAAAGUUUCUCGAGUCAUCUUCCAAUCCCUAACAGCCAAUAGUUACAAACUUAACUGACGUUUUCCAUUUAGAGGAAAGGUAGAUUUGCUACUUCUGUCUUCUUCCCAUCACCUGCCAAUGUAAUUUUCAGAGAUCAGCAAGACAAACAGGUGCCUUGAUUUCCCAAUUUAUGCCACAUUGUUCUGACUGUUAAUGAGUUGAGCAUCAGUAACAGACCCAAAUAUAACAAGAACUGAAAGUGGGUUGCUCUUUUUGUUAUUAAUAUGUAUCUGGCAAUGUAGCAGCCUGACUGUGGGACCUCAAUCACAUCACGUCCAUGACGAUCCUCUCAGCGAUACUGUAAAUCUGGUAAAGGCAAUGCUGUGGUGUCCUUUCUGCGGCUACUUUUAAUGUGCAGGUUAAAACCUUGCAUUGAUAGGCUCUAACUUGAGGUGAUUUUGCUUGAAAGCAAAACAGGUUGUCUUUCUAACUGUCAGAAGUAGAAAGCAGGGUUUAUUACAGUCCCGAUCAGAAUAGACAGAGGGGCAUUCUUAAUACAUUCUAAAAAUAGGAAAAUACAGGGCUCCUAAAACAAUGGGGUAAAUAUCUCUGCUUUGGUAGUACUUGGAAUCCUCCUCCUGCCUUGAUCUUGAAGCCCAGUUUUCUGUCCAUCAUUACUCAGAGCCUAUAAGCAUUAUGCAACUAUUGGAAUACCUUUCCUUUCACAGGGAAUUGAUAUUUCUGAGAUUGUUAAUACUGUACCACCAGCAAUUUUGUGUGCAUUAAAUUGAACUCUGAGUGUUAAUGCCUGAGCCUUAACAGGGAUCUGUAGUCAUGUCAGAAAACCCUUUAGUUUGCUUUAGUUUUCCACACAAUGAUGAAUUAACAUUGAUCACUGUUGCUACCUACCUCAGUAAACCGAUAUUCAGUGUUUAACUAAGUUAGAUUAGAACUGAAUAAAUUCAAAUGAUUUCAUUUACCGCUUAUCUGUAAUGUGACCCAGCAUCCUUUGUGAACAUCUCGAAUGAGAGAAACAUAUGCCUCUAUUUCAGGAGUGUUGUAGAUUUUUCUUAGUUUGCUAUGUAAUUCUACAUACUUAAUACCCAAAUUUUUUGAAAUACACUGGACAUAUUCUUGAAUUAUUUGGAAGAUUUACAUUUGGGAACCACUUCCAGUAUAGGAUUCCCCGGUUGCUUUUGUGGAGAUUGUGUUGGUGCUAUUUCUCCAGUGUGUUGAGAUGCCAGCUGAAGGUCUUUGAACUUAUAGGAGAGUCGAGUCACUGAUGCCUGUAGUCUGUAUAUUUUUGCAUUGGAUUUGAGGUUUACUUAAUGAAUUAACAAAUUACAGCAUUGAUGGAAAGUGAGCCAAGACUGUGCUUUACCAGCUGGCAAAACCAUUCAAGGGUUUUUCUGCUAGGAGCGCAGAGCCUCAAUGGUUAGCAUAGAGCUGGUUUCCAGUACAGGCUUGAUGCAGGAACCACAUUAGAAGAAACCAAUGGAACAGGGGUAGGUGAAGCUGUUCACCGCGCAUCGAAAGGUCUGGGCACAAACCAUGCUCCUUGAAAACGGUCUGUUAACAUUUCAUAAAAGAAAUAGUAUUGCCUACUAUAGAUUGAUUUCUGCAGUGUAUAUCAUAUCAAAGUACAUCAUAUAUUUUUGAUUCAUUUUUUGUUAAAUUAUAAUUAAACAUACUUAACAUCUGUUAAGAUUCAUUUACAAAUCCUAGAUAUCACCUCUUCAAAUAAGUAAUGUGCUAACCUGACCUUAAUAUGUAGGAUUAAUUUCUUGGCAUCAUAUUCUGGCUUUCUAUCCAAACUGAAUGAGCUAAAUUGUCCCUUGUCUUUGAUUAUGCAUCAAAAGAAAGGAAAGCACUUAAAAUAUUAAAAUUACUGUUAACAAUAUUGCUAAAUUGUACAAUUGUUUAGUAAAAUUAGCUGUGGAGACUGUUUUCCUGGUGAUGAAAUAGAGCACUUUUAAUGAAGGAAAAGCUUAAUGACAUUUGGAAAGAAUGUUAGCUUAGUUCCAUGACCAUCAUUAAGCUUAACACAUUUGAACUUGAAUCUGUGGGUAACCACUAGAAUUUGUUGUUAUGAAUUAUUUAAUUUAAUCUAGAAAAUUUUAAUGUAUUUUGAGCUUUGUUAGGAGCACUUUUAGUUGAUCAGUGAGUCUUGGGAGUACUUUGUUCAGCCCAAUAUAUUGCAAUAUUAUAUUAAAGCUAAAUACAGUCAUUAAAGUGCAUUUACAUCACAGUUUAAGAUAUCAAUAAUUACACAUUCAUAAUAUUAAUAGCAAGCUAUAUUUAUUAUAGCAUUACUUUGUUAUAUAUUAAUCAGUUUUAAAAGUUUAUUAAUUUAAAAACUUUUGUAACCACUUUAUGAUUUGCAGUACCUUUUCUACUAGCAAUGGCAUUCUUUGCCCUUCAAAUCUAUUUCUUCAAUUUAAGCUAAAAUAAGAAAAUCAAUUUAUUUUAAAAAUAAUUUCACAAACUUUUGUUAUUUCCAAGUGAGUACAUGAGUAUUGCUUACUCUUUUAAAUGAGGCAUCGAAUGGGGAUUUUUUUUUAAAGUAUCUCUCUCUCUCUCUCACUUAAAAAUGCUUUAUUCAUGUUAGUAAGAAACUCACUGUAUUGGUUUGUGAGCUUUCAGCUUUUCUACAAUGCACCAAGAAGGCAUGCUUCUCAUUGAAAUCUAGUGUAAAUCAAAACAAUCCCAGGGCCCCUCUAAUACUGAGGUUACAGAAUUCCUUCAAGGUUUAAGCUGCCUGAAAGUCUGCUUAACUCUUUAGUUGUCAUGCAAACAUUACAAAUGGUGGCUUGAAUAUUGCUUAAUACUAUAAAAAGAAGCAACAGCAUCUGACGAAAACAUGCUGCAUGUGAUGGUGCUCCUCAUCAUACUGCAAACAGUACAUCACUUUCUUUUCGAGAAAUACAACAGUUUCAGUUGACUGGUGGAUGACUGCAGGUAUCUGAAUACUGGUUCUUUAGUUUGAUGAGAGGUGUAUUGAAGAAUUGGUCUACAGGAAAAGAUCUAUUCAGAUUAUACUGCUGUGGAAGAUCAUAUGAUACAUGGAGGAUGCUAUUGAUUUAGUUUACAUAGCGACUUAACCUCCUGUCUAGCAUUUCAAAGCCACUGUCAACAUGCCACACUUUAAAUGCAUCCUCAAGCCAUACGAAUAUAAUCAAAAUUUCUGCAUUGGCAAUUUUUUGAAGAGGUUUUGUUUGUACUUUGUAAGGGACAUGACUGGUACAUUUUUGGUAACAAUAUGAAUGUGUAUUUUUACGAUACUUUUUUUGUACCGCUGAAUUUGUACCCACUUGUGAAAUCCUAAUAAAGUACGAAAUAAAUUGAAGCAGAUGAAAGGUUGAGAUCUAUUCUCAGCAAAAUGCAGUAAAUGACAGAUCUAAUGUCAUGUUUCUUGGCACAUUAUUAUACCCAGUAUUUCCAUUUAGCAUUUGGCUUCAGUUGUUUCUACAGUGGAACAUUCUUCAGUUAACUUCUAAGCCAAAACAACACUGUGUAACUUCUAGUUAAAUUAAUUCUCCUGUGUUGUUUCCUGUAAGGAAAAAAAUGUUGUAGAUUCUAUUUUUUUGCCACAACAUAUACAUGGUUCACUCUGUCUUUUGUAAAUAUUAUGUUGUAGAGAAAGUUUAAAAUAUGCCAGACAUAUUUUGGUUAAAGGGUUUGUACUGGUCAUUAUUUUAAUGAAAUCACUGUGUAAGUUGGAUGAAACUCUCCAAUUCUAAGCUUUAUUAAAGCUGCUUGUUUGCUUAAUCA